Messenger RNA from Paracoccidioides brasiliensis Pb18, 480 nucleotides. RefSeq lists its product as uncharacterized. The coding region runs from base 1 to 480 and encodes 159 amino acids. The transcript has 2 exons. The record is from RefSeq and is a predicted model, not a curated record.
AUGUGUCAGCCAAGAAGGGGAAUUGGGCAAAGGUGCCGAAAGCGGCAAACAAGAGAAUGGAGGAAGGAGCGAGCCAGCAGAGUGCCGAGCCCCGGGAAACUGCAGGCGCGGGCUGCUGCGGGCGUAAGAAAGGAAGGACGGGAAGACAAGGGAAGGAGGGAAGGCGGGAAGGAGGGAAGGAGGGAACGGAAGGUCCUAGAGGAACCAGCAAAGCAGGCAGUCUUAGAUCCACGGGAUGGGGAUGAGGAUGGGGAUGGGCGGGACGGGCGGAAAUCGAAGACGGCGUGGGCAUAUAUCGAGAGCUUUGGUAGGGGAGGGAGUAAGGGUGUUUUUAUGGAGAAGGUGGAGACCGGGGGAAUGGGGAAAAAUGCAAAAAGAAAACAGAGAAGAAGAAAAGGAAAUAAAAAUAACAGAAAGAAGAGAAGAAGCGCUCGGGAAGGAAGAUUGGGGAGUCGACGUGUUGUGGCGGGUGAAAACUAA